CGGCCAGGAGCUUGCGCUGCCCUCAGGGCGGGUCCCGGGGAAGGGGGGGAGGUGGCCCGGCCCUACAGGCUCCAUUUUGCUAGUGCGGAGGCAGUGAAUUGACGGCUCAGAAUGUCAUACCCAGGCUAUCCCCCUUCAGGUUAUCCUGCUUUCCCUGGAUAUCCCCCUACAGGACAAGAGUCUGUUUAUCCACCUGCUGGUCAAUAUCCCUAUCCUGCUGUUCCUGGAGGCUUCCCUCCUGUGGGAGGUGGUGCAUAUCCUGCAGUGCCACCAAGUGGUGGGUUCCCAGGAGCUGCAGGAUACCCUGCGCCUGGAGGCUAUCCUGGAGUUCCCCAACCUGGGGGGGGCUACCCUGGAGCUCCCCAACCUGGGGGGAUGCCAUCUUAUCCUGGAGCUCCUACAGGUCCUGGGUUUGGUGUCCCCCCUAAUGGAUCUAGCUUUGGUGGUUAUCCUCAACCUCCAUCUCAAACCUAUGUGGGAGGUGGACCAGCACAAAUACCAGUGGGAUACCCUGGUGGACAAGUACCUUCCCCAGUGCCUAGUCAGCCUGCAGCAAUGACUCAAAGUACCCAGGGCACAAUUCGAGCUGCGCCCAACUUUGAUGCUGGGAGGGAUGCAGAAAUACUGCGCAAGGCUAUGAAGGGAUUUGGAACGGAUGAGCAAGCUAUCAUUAAUGUUGUGUCCAAUCGCUCCAGCGAUCAAAGGCAAAAAAUCAAGGCAGCUUUCAAGACUAUGUAUGGCAAGGAUUUAAUUAAAGAUCUGAAGUCUGAACUAAGUGGAAACAUGGAAGAACUGAUAUUAGCCUUGUUCAUGCCACCUACCUAUUAUGAUGCCUGGAGUUUACGUCAUGCAAUGAAGGGAGCUGGCACUCAGGAGAGAGUGUUGAUUGAGAUUCUUUGUACAAGGACGAACCAGGAAAUUCGAGACAUAGUCAGGACUUACAAAACAGAAUUUGGAAGAGACAUUGAACAGGAUAUCAGAGCAGAUACCUCAGGACACUUUGAACGAUUACUUGUAUCUAUGUGCCAGGGCAAUCGGGAUGAGAAUCAAUCAGUGAACUACCAAAAAGCUCAGGAAGAUGCUCAGCGCCUCUACCAAGCUGGUGAAGGGAAACUUGGAACUGACGAGUCUUGCUUUAACAUGAUUCUGGCAACUAGAAGUUUCCCCCAGCUAAAAGCUACAGUUGAAACAUAUUCUAAGAUUGCCAAUCGUGAUCUGUUAAGCAGCAUUGGCCGGGAGUUUUCUGGAAAUGUUGAAGAUGGCUUGAAGACUAUCGUUCAAUGUGCUCUAAAUCGUCCGGCCUUUUUUGCUGAGAGACUUCACCAUUCCAUGAAAGGAGCUGGCACAGAUGAUUCUACACUUGUCAGAAUUAUAGUCACUCGCAGUGAGAUUGAUCUUGUACAGAUCAAGCAGCUGUUCACGCAGAUGUACCAGAAGACUUUGGCUACAAUGAUAUCAAGUGACACAAGUGGUGACUACAGGAAGUUGCUGCUGGCAAUCGUUGGUCAAUAGAAAAGAUUUACAUUUUAACAAAGUGAAGGACAUGUAACGAGCUUAUUAGGGAGACAAAUAACUAGGCUUGCAUGUAACAAAGAAUGAUUUUCAAUAUUGCAUAACCAAAUAUGCCUUCUUAAUUAUGAAUGAUUUAAGAGUUUUUAUUUUGCACAUAUAGUUGCCUUAAUUUAGAGCACAUUUAUACUUUACUAUCUAAAAAUAAGAUGUAUCUACUGUCAUUUUCCUGAAGUGUCAGUGUCACUUUUGACCCACAGAAAAUACAACUGAGAUGCCAAAUUAAAUUACUUCCUUCAAAAAGCCAUUAUAGUACAAGUCAUUUCUCAGCAAAGAUUCUGCAGCCCUUGCUCAUCUGAGUAGUUCCACUGACUUCAAUGGCACUUCUUGAAAGGUCUGUAGGGAUUAAACCCUUUCAUUAAAACAGUCCUGGGACACUUGUCUCAACAGAAUCUUUAGUACUAAAUUGCUUAGCCAAUUAUUCAAAAGAGCUGAUCUCAACACCACCUUGACAUUUUAAGUUUCAGAGUGGUAGCCGUGUUGGUCUGUAUCAGCAAAAAGAACAGGAGUACUUGUGGCACCUUAGAGACUAACGAAUUUAUUUGAGCAUAAGCUUUCAUGGGCUAAAACCCACUUCAUCGGAUGCAUGCAGUGGAAAAUACAGUAGGAAGAUAUAUAUACACAGAGGGCAUGAAAAAAUGCGUGAUGCCAUACUAACUAUAAUGAGAGUAAGCAGUUAAGGUGGGUUAUUAUCAGCAGGAGAAAAAAAACUUUUGUAGUGAUAAUCAGGAUGGCCCAUUUCCAACAGUUGACAAGAAGGUGUGAGUAACAGUAGGGGGAAAAAUUAGCAUGGGGAAAUAGGCUUGAAUAAAGACUGGGAGUGGAUGAGUCAUUACACAAAGUAAAACCUAAUUUAAUGGUGUCCAGUUUGCAAAUUAAUUCCAAUUCUGCAGUUUCUCGUUGGAGUGUUUUUGAAGAUUUUUUGUUGGAGUAUUGCAACUUUGAGGUCUGUAAUUGUGUGACCAGGGAGAUUGAAGAGUUCUCCAACUGGUUUUUGAAUGUUAUAAUUCUUGAUGUCUGAUUUGUGUCCAUUUAUUCUUUUGCGUAGAGACUGUCUGGUUUGGCCAAUGUACAUGGAAGAGGGGCAUUGCUGGCACAUGAUGGCAUAUAUCACAUUGGUAGAUGUGCAGGUGAACGAGCCUCUGAUAGUGUGGCUGAUGUGAUUAGGUCCUAUGAUGGUAUCCCCGAAUAGACAUGUGGACAGAGUUGGUAACAGGCUUUGUUGCAAGGAUAGGUUCCUGGGUUAGUGUUUUUGUUGUGUGGUUGCUGGUGAAUAUUUGCUUCAGGUUGGGGGCUGUCUGUAAGUGAGAACUGGCCUGUCCCCCAAGAUCUGUGAGAGGGAGGGAUCGUCCUUCAAGAUAGGUUGUAGAUUCUUAAUGAUGCGCUGGAGAGGUUUUAGUUGGGGGCUGAAGGUGAUGGCUAGUGGCGUUCUGUUACAUUUUAGGGUGACAAAACACAGUGCAUCAUAACCCCUCCUAAAACCAAAAGAAGUCUAUACAAAUUAAAACAAGGCUAGGCUAGAUUCAUAGAUUCUAGGACUGGAAGGGACCUCCAGAGGUCAUAGAGUCCAGUCCCCUGCCCUCAUGGGAGGACCAAAUACUGUCUAGACCAUUCCUGAUCGACAUUUAUCUAACCUACUGUUAAAUAUCUCCAGAGAUGGAGAUUCCACAACCUCCCUAGGCAGUUUAUUCCAGUGUUUAACCACCCUGACAGUUAGGAACUUUUUCCUAAUGUCCAACCUAAACCUCCCUUGCUGCAGUUUAAGCCCAUUACUUCUUGUUCUAUCCUUAGAGGCUAAAGUGAACAAGUUUUCUCCCUCCUCCUUAUGACACCCUUUUAGAUACCUGAAAACUGCUAUCAUGUCACCUCUCAAGUCUUCUCUUUUCCAAACUAAACAAACCCAAUUCUUUCAGCCUUCCUUCAUAGGUCAUGUUCUCAAGACCUUUAAUCAUUCUUGUUGCUCUUCUCUGGACCCUCUCCAAUUUCUCCACAUCUUUCUUGAAAUGCGGUGCCCGGAAUUGGACACAAUACUCCAGUUGAGGCCUAACCAGCGCAGAGUAGAGCGGAAGAAUGAUUUCUCGUGUCUUGCUCACAGCACACCUGUUAAUGCAUCCCAGAAUCACAUUUGCUUUUUUUGCAACAGCAUCACACUGUUGACUCAUAUUUAGCUUGUGGUCAACUAUAACCCCUAGAUCCCUUUCUGCCGUACUCCUUCCUAGACAGUCUCUUCCCAUUCUGUAUGUGUGAAACUGAUUGUUCCUUCCUCGGAGAGGUGGGCUACUUCAGGUUAUUUCUGUUACAGAACCAGUUUCCAUGAUAAUGGUAAAAAAAUAUGACCUGAUUGAGUCCAAGUAUUAAUGGUUUAAGUGUGUGCACAGCAAAUAUUGUAGAGUGGAAGUUAUCAGAAAUGGGCUAAUAUUGCUGGCCUGCCUGAAUGAGUCAUGAUAGUGUUUGGCCUGGAAUGACAAGAGCACUCUGUAACCUAAUUUUAUGGUGCCAAAUGGAAAAAUAAAGGGACUUACUGAUGA
Molecule: messenger RNA, 4097 nt
Organism: Malaclemys terrapin pileata
Lineage: Eukaryota; Metazoa; Chordata; Testudines; Emydidae
Gene: ANXA7
Product: annexin A7
Exons: 13
Coding region: 112-1512 (466 amino acids)
Cellular component (GO): cytoplasm
Molecular function (GO): calcium-dependent phospholipid binding; calcium ion binding
Source: RefSeq, a predicted model, not a curated record